AUGUUGCUUGUUGGCUUGGCUCUAGUUUGUUUCGCACAUGUAGCAUCGUGUCAACCUGGCCCUCCUAAUUUGUUUCCCAAUCCCCCCAUUUUUCCACACGGCCCUGGUCCCGUAAUUCCGAGCGACUCCGAUCCGCAGACGCCUCAGUCGGAUUCUGGCCCAGGAAUAGGUCCGCAAAGUCAGCAGUGCAACACCUGUCCGUUCUACUGCAAUCAGUGCCCGUCGUGGGACUUCUCGUGCUUGACGAAUUGCUAUUACCCAAGGUCGCACUCGCAUUUGCCGUGCAACCUCUGUCCGAUGUACGACUGGAAAUGCCUGCGAAUCUGUACGUUCUGUAGCGUCAGCGGAAGUGGCUACCCGUGUGGUCAUCACAGCGUCCCGUGCUCGCAGUGUUACUACUGGGACUACACUUGUCUUCGAAACUGCUACAUAGUGAAUGAUGCCCCAGCGAUGCCACCGAACUGCUGCAACAACUGUCCAUACUGGGACGUGAUCUGCCUGCGCAGCUGUGUCACGUGCUGCAAGCCGGGUUCAUACGAUUGCAGUAACUUAACCAAGAAAUAA
This is a messenger RNA of Soboliphyme baturini, 564 nucleotides long. The record is from the annotation of a GenBank genome assembly. Lineage: Eukaryota; Metazoa; Nematoda; Enoplea; Dioctophymatida; Soboliphymatidae.